Chaetomium fimeti is the source of this 2266-nucleotide messenger RNA. RefSeq names its product tryptophan synthase beta subunit-like PLP-dependent enzyme. The transcript has 2 exons. Gene Ontology annotation, cellular component: cytoplasm. NCBI's taxonomy places the organism in Eukaryota, Fungi, Ascomycota, Sordariomycetes, Sordariales, Chaetomiaceae. Gene Ontology annotation, molecular function: cystathionine beta-synthase activity. The record is from RefSeq and is a predicted model, not a curated record. Bases 408 to 2009 code for a protein of 533 amino acids.
UGCGCCGACCGCUCUGGAACGGCGGGUGGGGGCGAAUGACAACUCAAGACCCCUGAAGCGGCCGGACCCGGUGCCUCGGGCGAGUGCCGGUGGCGCAUAUCGUCGGCUUGUGGAGCCAACAGCCCACAUCCCACAUUCCACGCCGUUUUCUCCCCCCACCAACGACCAAUUCCUCACUCCCGCCCACGCUUUCGCCAUUGUCCACUACUUCGGUUAUUACGCACCGUCGCUGCUCGUUAGGGGUAUCGGAUUGGAAAGAAUUGGUUGCAUCACACCACUCUUCGAACGAUCUCAACCUCUGCCUCGAAAUCGCGAGAUACCUUUUGCAGCUUUGGUCGAAGUUGGACGAACCCGACACCCAAUUCACAAUCCCCGCGCUUCGCUGAACACCAAACAUUUUCGGAACGAUGGCCACUCCUAACGGUCAAGCUUCGCAAGGCGAGCCGCGGCCGCCCGUUCCGAUCCUCGAAGCGCCCAAGCUCAGCGUCAAGAUGUCGGCCACCGAGCUGAUUGGGAACACACCGCUUGUUCGCCUCAAUAAGAUCCCGCAGUCGCUUGGGAUCGAGGCCGAGGUGUAUGCCAAGGUUGAGCUGUUUAACGCCGGCGGCAGCGUAAAGGACAGGAUAGCGCUGCGCAUGGUCGAGGAAGCCGAGAAGAGCGGGCGCAUUAAGCCUGGUGACACGCUGAUUGAGCCCACUAGUGGCAAUACCGGCAUCGGUCUCGCGCUGGUCGGCGCAAUCAAGGGAUACAAGACCAUCAUCACCCUCCCCGAGAAGAUGUCCGCCGAGAAGGUUUCCGUCCUCCGUGCUCUUGGCGCCACCAUCAUUCGCACACCCACCCAAGCCGCCUGGGACGCCCCGGAAAGCCAUAUCGGUGUCGCGAGGCGUCUAUUGAAGGAGAUCCCCAAUUCGCACAUCCUCGAUCAAUACACAAACGAGAACAACCCGCUCGCGCACGAGUUCGGGACUGCCGAGGAAAUCUGGGCGCAAACCGGCGGUAAAAUCACGGCUGUUGUCGCCGGUGCGGGGACUGGCGGCACCAUCUCCGGCAUUGCCAAGGGGCUCAGGAAGCAUGACAAGAACGUCAAGGUCAUCGCGGCGGACCCGCACGGCAGUAUCCUAGCCGUCCCCGAGGCGCUGAACGAGGAGCAGGCAAAUGUCUCGUACAAGGUUGAGGGCAUUGGGUACGACUUCAUCCCAGAUGUUCUGGACCGGGAGCUCGUCGACAAGUGGUACAAGACCGACGACCGCGAGUCUUUCCAGCUCGCGAGACGGUUGAUUGCCGAAGAGGGCUUGCUGGUCGGCGGCUCGUCCGGCAGUGCCAUGGCGGCCAUGCUCAAGGCGGUGAAGGACUUCGGGUUCGGCAAGGGCGACGUGGUCGUCGUCGUCCUCCCUGAUAGCAUCCGCUCCUACCUCUCCAAGUUUGCCGACGAUGACUGGCUCGCUGCAAACGGCCUCCUCCCCAACGACUCGGAUAACGUUGACGGCGCGGGCGCCCGUUCACGGCCAAGGACGCACAGCCAGAGCACCCCCGACGCCUAUGCCGGCGCCACCGUGCGUGCCCUCCGCCUCAAGCCCGUGUCAUCGGUCAUCACCACCAGCGCCUGUUCCGAGGCCAUCGAGACGAUGCGCGACAAGGGUUUCGACCAGCUGCCCGUCCUCGCCCCCACGGGCGGCAAGCUGGCUGGCCUGGUCACGCUGGGCAACCUGCUCAGCUACAUCUCGCGCGGCCGCGCCACGCCCCAGACUCCGGUCAGCGAGGUCAUGUUCAACUUCAGCCGCAUCGACGAGGUGGUCACGGACCCCCGCCGGUUCGGCUCGGAUCUCAAGGGCAAGAAGCGCAAGUUUGUCGAGAUCACCCUGGACAGCCCACUGUCUGCGCUGAGCCGGUUCCUGGAGUGGAACAGCGCGGCGGUGGUCACGGAGAAGGACGAGGGCGGGGGCUCGAAGCCCGUGGCGGUCGUGACCAAGGUGGAUCUGUUGACCUGGAUGGUGAGGCAGAAGUCGUGAGCGGGUCCGACGAAGUUAUGCCGAGGAGUUUUUCCGGGGUUGUUCUACUGUGAGCAUUUAAGGGCGAUUAGACAUGGGAACCGAGACUCAACGUCUAUGGUUAGUUGGCUUGGACAGCAUUGUUCAGCAUUAUUGAGCGUAGCAUGUCGGCAUAGAGAGGGCUCAACCCGUGCAAAUGGGGAGGGAGGAAGGUAUCUGGAUCGUUAAUACCCAUUAAUAGAUACGCAAGUCAUCUCAGUACAGCUCCUGAUUAUACA